GAUAAAGGAAGUGUAGGAGUAGGGUUAGCAUUUCCAGGGCAUUAUCUUGGGCAUUAUCCCCGUAACUAGAUUAUUAUUCACCCUUAGAAUUGUAGGCAUUGUAUAUUCCAUUAUAUAUAUUAUAUUAAUAACAUAAAUGUCGAGAAGUCGUUGACGUUAUAACUCAACUUUGAUACUUCAACUCCAACUACACCGCAACACCGCGAGCGAAUCCUUCGCUCCUCCAACCGAUAGCGACGACACAGCAUCAUACUUAUCAUGCCCACGACCCGACACGUGCAGCAGGUGCUGCUGGUCCUGCAGGUGCUGCUGCUAACUGCAGGUGCUCAGCUGGAGCAGCUGCCCUCUGCUCUCCUGGAGCAGGCGCUCAGCGAGGGCUUCCUGAGGGCACAGGAGCAGCGGCAGGUGGAGGCCAUCUUAGGCCUGUCCACGAGGGGCGGGGUGGACUUGGACGUGGCCAGCGAGCGCCUCUUCGACUUCCGUCGUCCACAGGCGGACGCCAAGGCGCAGUCGGUGUGCCUGGGGGCGUCGCUGCUGGAGGCGUCCAAGUUCCUCAAGAACAGACUGCCAGGCACGACAGACGAGGCCGUGCAGAGGCUACAGAGUCAGACUCUGCGGUCAGCGACCUGCCAGCGCCUGCUGACACAGUCGGGGUCAGACUGCGCAGGGGUCAGGGUCGAGCAGGUGCCUCGCUGCGACCCCGGGGACCCUUACAGGACGUUCGAUGGAACCUGCAACAACGUACGUAACCCGCUGUGGGGGUCUAUACGUAGACCCUUCACCCGCUACAUCAGACCCUUCUACGAAGACGGUUUGGACGAGCCAAGAGGAGCGGGGCGGCCACCAAGCACAGCGCUCCCGUCACCCAGGAUGAUCAGCGUGGAGUUAUCUCAAGGCGUCAGCGGGAGGCCGAAGCCACUGCUGGCGAUCACGUCACUCGUCAUGCAAUUCGGACAAUUCCUUGACCACGACUUGACACACACGCCUGAGAGUGCCGUACGGGGGACGGGUAGCGCCCUGCUGCCCCUGGGGUGCUGUGAGGGCGGGGUGCCACCGUCUCACGACGACCAGCAGCGUGUCCCCGACUGCCGUCCCAUCGACCUCACCGGGGACCGCUUCUACGCCCGCCUGGGACGCGUCUGCAUGCGCUUCGUCAGGUCCCUGGUCGCAGACACCGGCUGCAGGCUGGGUCCACGUGAACAGCUGAACCAAGUGACCUCCUACCUGGACGGUUCUGUUCUCUACGGAACUUCACAGUUCCUUGCGAACCACUUACGCGACCCAGGUUCUCGAGGGCAGCUGAGAACCACUCUACCAGCGGGCAGUUCUCCUUCACAUGGUAGCAGCUGCCCUAGGCAGACCUGCAACGCUGGUCUGCUCCCUGAGCAACGUUGCCAUGCGCAGACCACCAGCACCUGCUUCAUAUCAGGCGACGGACGUGCUAACGAGCAGCCAGGCCUCACGUCACUUCACGUCCUCUUCAUGCGCGUCCACAACGCUGUCGCCGCCCAGCUCGCCUCUCUUAACCCUGGCUGGUCCAGCGACCGCGUCUACCAGGAGAGUCGUCGCGUGGUGGGCGCCCUGCUGCAGCAGGUGGUCUACAGAGAGUUCCUGCCCGUGGUGCUGGGGUCUGCGCCUAUGGACCACUUCAGGCUGUGGCUGCAGAGUGAGGGCUACUACCACGGCUACAACGAGACCGUAGACCCCACCACUCCUAAUGUCUUCGCUGCUGCUGCUUUCAGGUUCGGUCACAGUUUAGUGGAUGACAUUCUGAUGCAAGGACCUUCCGGCAAUUUGACUUUGCUGGAUUCCUUCUUCAAGUCCGACGUCCUGAAGAAGGAAGGCACGCGUCCCUCGCAGUUCCUGCAGAGCUUAACACUAGAGUCGUCGCAGGAUCCUGACGAGUACAUGGUUCCUACCCUUACCAACAACCUCUUUGGUUCUGCUAGGUUCCCCAUCGGCCUCGACCUCUACGCCUUGAAUGUGAUGCGCGGCCGUGACCACGGCCUGGCAGGCUACAAUCACUGGCGUGCAGCCUGCGGCCUGCCGACCGCGGCGUCCUUUACCGACCUGACGGCCUUCCUGCCGAGGCAGACCGUCGAGAAAUUCCAGCGACUCUACAAGCGACUACAGGAGCUACGGAGUGUUUGGCUGUCAUCACUACUCUGCCACCACACGAACAUCGUCGAGCUACAACCAAGCCCUUUCCUGGCACCAGAACCUCUCAGGAAUGCCCUCACGAGCUGCCUCAACUACAAACAGCUCGACCUGCGUCCCUGGCAGGAGGGAUUUGUCCCACUCAUUCAGGACUCACCCGCUGAGGAAUCUGCAGUCCACGUCCCCAUUUCCCCAGACACCCAAAGGCCCCCGCUUGUUGAGCCCCUCACCCAGAGGCCCCCUAUUCUUGCGCCAACCCAAAGUACCAUCCACAGUCAGACCCAAAAUGCUUUUGUCACGGCAAGACCGCAGGUAACACCCACUGUUACUUUCCCGCAAAUUGUUUCGUCUUUUAGACCCCCGGUUUCGGCCGUUAGUCCUCCUGUUUCUGCAGUUAGACCGAUUACUUCGACCGUCAGACCUCCUGCUUCAACCAUUUGGUCCCUUGUUUCACCCGACUCAACUGUUAGACCACCUGUUUCAACUGGUAGGCCGCCACUUUCACCCGUUAGACCACCCGUUUCAACAGCCUGGCCCACUGUUUCAACUGGUAGACCUCAAAUUUCGACAUGGUGGCCGCCUGUUUCGCCCUCUUGGCCAUCAACGUCAGUCCGUCCUCCAACCAACCCUCCCAGUCCUCUCAGGCCAGUGCAGACAAGGCCACCUUACCAAGAGUCCACCCAUAGGCCACCAUACCAAGCGUCCACCCAAAGGCCACCAUACCAAGUGCCCACCCAUAGGCCGCCAUCCCAAGUGUCCACCCAGUGGCCAUCAUACGAAGGGUCAGCCAAACGGCCCAUAUUGCAAACACAACCGCCCUACUAUCAACUUCCACCGUUCGGCAAGCAAUGUCGCGCUGUCGGCGUCUGGCGGAGCAUCCCUGGCAUGGACUUCUGGUGCACCAGCAACUGCUUCCACCCCGGGGCCUCCCACUGCCCUCCCACUCACUGCACCUGCUACUGAUCCAUCAUGAGAUUCCUGUUGAUCCCCACAGGGUGUAACUGAUCCCCCAAAAUCCUCGAGAUCCCACUUAUUAAGAUUCUACUGUGGAAAAUCCUACUUCUCUGUGUCCCACUACGCCAGAUGCACUACACUCAGCAGGAUCGGAGUGAACUUUUUACGUCCUUAUACCAGCAGUUCGCUAACGCCUGCGUUAUGAUUGUUUCUAAAUGAAUUACGCUUAGCAAUAAACUUUUUGGUGAUGAGGCUGUGUUAAAACCGACUUUGUUACCGUUUAUCAGGCAAUCAUUAAAUCUGAAAAAUGGUUGAACGCGAUCGAUUAGAAUAAAGAAAACGCAGCCAAAGUUAGGUUGUACUCCUUUAUUUAGUAAAAAUAUCCCGUUUUAUAACAUGAUGAUUUUAAUGUUAAGAAUAAUUGACUCAUUUUUUAACUUAAAGUACACUCCGAUUUUGAGAUUACUUAAUUAAAUACUAGUUUGAGGAAAAAUACCUUUCAUCCUAGAUAAUUGGACUAAUUAUUAUAUAUUUCAGUUUCAGAUGAAAAAUCAAUUGAAGAAGCUGAAAAAUAUUAAAAUAAUAAUUUUUUCUAGUAAUGGAUCAAAAUUGAAAGAUACGGAACUGAAGAUCUUAAUUUUAGGAAGUAGUGCAAGAUAAUUCAGUCAAAUUCUAAACGGCGCCUCAGAAUCGCCUGUUAGGGGACUUAGACGCUGCCCAACGAGCUAUCCAGUGACUGGUAAUUACCGCUCGUUCUUUUUUUGAUUUAAAUUGAAUAUUAAAUUGAGCUAAAUUCAUCGUUGGGAAUAGGUUUUGUAUACAUUUCAAGAUUAAUACUUUUCUACUUCAUUUUUUAAAAAUUAUUUUAUUGCUUUUCAACUUGCGAAUUUUAAUAAAUUUGUUAACAUGUUGACUUAUUAGCGCACAGAAUCUAAUUCCAUUAUCGUCAUGUUGAAAACUCAAAGACUUUCUCAUUCGUGAAAUUCGCUCUCUAUUAAUUAGAUUUACGAAAUAUAUUUUCUCUUAUUCCAUAUUUUUAUGAUUUCAUCAAGAUAGACUUUAGAUCAAAUUAAAUGUAUAUCUGAUGAUGAAUUUUCCAAGAUUCAUCCUGCAUUUUGAGUUAACUGAUCAAAUCUAAUCAUUUAAAAGAUUAAUCAAUAUAUAUAUUCAUAUACCUAAUUAAUAUUU
Molecule: messenger RNA, 4299 nt
Organism: Hyalella azteca
Lineage: Eukaryota; Metazoa; Arthropoda; Malacostraca; Amphipoda; Hyalellidae
Product: peroxidasin homolog
Exons: 16
Coding region: 259-3120 (953 amino acids)
Biological process (GO): response to oxidative stress
Molecular function (GO): heme binding; peroxidase activity
Source: RefSeq, a predicted model, not a curated record